UCUUCACAGUUUGAACAUGUCACUUACUUCCAUCCUCUCGGCUGAGGCCAUUGAAAAUGCUGUCAAAGACUGCCAAGCUCCAGACUCCUUUGCUUAUAAAAAAUUCUUCCAACUUUGUGGCCUGAGCCAGAAAAGUCCGCAAGAGGUGAAGGAUGUCUUCCGCAUCAUAGAUGAGGAUAACAGUGGAUUUAUUGAGGAGGAUGAGCUCAAGUUCUUUCUCCAGCGAUUUUUCCCGGGGGCGCGAACCCUGACAGAAAAGGAGAUUAAGAGCCUCCUAACAGCUGCAGAUGAUGAUAGCGAUGGUCGGAUUGGAGUAGACGAGUUUCAAACUAUGGUGUUUUCCUGAAAGACUAUUUGAGCCCUCGGCUAUAAACACUGCAGCCUCAGCUUUCAUUUGACUUUUUACACCUGAUUUCUUUUCCAAAAAGACAAAUCAGCACAUAAAGUAAAUGUACUUGACUUUUAAAUAUUUGUCUGUUUUGUUGUCCCCAAAUGACCAAUGACAAAACUGUUCAGGGAAAAUAAAAUAAAAUAAAGUCACUAAACUGAU
Molecule: messenger RNA, 550 nt
Organism: Carassius carassius (crucian carp)
Lineage: Eukaryota; Metazoa; Chordata; Actinopteri; Cypriniformes; Cyprinidae
Product: parvalbumin, thymic CPV3-like
Exons: 5
Coding region: 17-346 (109 amino acids)
Cellular component (GO): cytoplasm; nucleus
Molecular function (GO): calcium ion binding
Source: RefSeq, a predicted model, not a curated record